This is a messenger RNA of Aspergillus heteromorphus CBS 117.55, 4389 nucleotides long. Its product is annotated as mRNA-binding protein RRP12. The transcript is spliced from 3 exons. The record is from RefSeq and is a predicted model, not a curated record. Bases 61 to 3963 code for a protein of 1300 amino acids. NCBI's taxonomy places the organism in Eukaryota, Fungi, Ascomycota, Eurotiomycetes, Eurotiales, Aspergillaceae.
CACAGGUCCUGGUUUUCCUGGAUUCCCUUCUCAUAUCGCCUGUCGGUCAAUCGUCUCACCAUGGCGACCCUGGCGGAGAGGCUUGAGAAGAUCAAGUCUCCCAAGCUGCAGAAUCAGCACCAUACGGCCGUGGUGCUCUCUGCAGUGGAAGACACUCUUCGCGACCAGAAGGCCGACUUCUCCUCUACAGCCUAUUUUGCCGCGCUGCUCGCUCUGCUGCCCCAGUCCAUCUCCGCCUCCCAAGGCAUAGUCAACAAGGACCUGGCGGCGUCCGUCGUUUACCUGCUCGAUAUCACCACCGGUUAUGUCCCGGCUCCGAUUCUACGCUCCAAGUUCUCCCAAAUCCUCACCAGUCUCGCCCCUGCUCUCUCCCUGCCCGAAGUCGAAGCCCCGCUCCUCCGGCCGUCGAUUGGCUGUCUCGAGUCGCUGCUGGUCGCCCAAGAUGUUCCGGCUUGGAACCUCCCACACACCCAGAUUGGCCCGCGGCGUGCGAUGGCUGGCCUGUUGAGCCUGUCCGUGGAUCACCGUCCUAAGGUGCGCAAGCGUGCCCAGGACGCCCUGGUCAAGGUUCUCAAGACGCCCCCGCCCAGCCCUUCUCUCGAUCACCCGGCCGCCGAUAUGUGUGCGGAGACCGCCAUGCGCACUCUGAGUGACAGCAUCACCGCGGCUACCAAGGCCAAGCGUGGCCGUAAUGACCCCCAAAACAAGGACAACAACGACCCUCUGGUUAUCCACUCCCUGCAACUGGUGAAGACGAUCGCGAUCGCAUCCGGGGGUUGGCCAAGCAAGAAGAUCGAGCCGCUGUGCGAGCUGUUGAUGAACGCCUCCCGGUCGACCAACGAGUUCAUCACGAUGGGCGCUUUCGAGGUGUUUGAGGUGAUCUUUUCCAGCAUGGCAAACGAGUUUUCGUCUUCGAAGCUCCCCCGUCUCUUGGAGGCUAUUACGGAUCUGAAGCCCGCCCAGAACGAUUCGCAGCUGCUCCCGCCGUGGAUCGCCGUCUUGUCGCGCGGUUACGACGUGUCCGCUCAGACCAGCCCUGAGGAUACCUUCGAGAAGUUGCCGGCUCUGUUCAACAUGGUUUCCGGCUACCUGGCGUCUCCUUCGAGAAACAUCCGUGUGUCGGCGUCAGAGUGCUUGGUUUCGUUCCUGGCCAACUGCAUUCCGGCCAGUGUGAUCAUCGAGCCCUCCGUUUACGACGAGAAGACGCUCGAGAAGCUGGCCAAGGCUGCUAUGGAUCUGCUUUCCGUCAAGUACCAAGCGGCGUGGGCGGAAGUGUUCAACGUGUGCGCGGCCAUGUUCGAUAGCUUCAAGUGGCGCUCUAGCCCCUUCCUGGACGGUAUUGUCAGGACUGUGGGAGAGCUCCGUAGCAACGAGUCCUUCCAAGGAAAGAAGGAGGCGGACAACGUUCUCGGUAGCGCAAUCGAGGCCAUGGGCCCUGCUGCCGUGCUGGAGAUCCUGCCUUUGAACAUUAUUGACCAGAAGGCUGGCCAGCCUGGCCGUGUUUGGCUGCUGCCUGUUCUCCGUGACAAUGUCACCAACACCAACCUGUCCCACUUCCGCGCCGAAUUCGUUCCUCUGAGCGAAGCCCUGUACCAGAAGAUCGUGGAUUACAGCUCCAGGGACAAGAAUGUCGAGGUGAAGAUUUUCGAGACCCUCGUGCAGCAGACGUGGGCUACCCUUCCUGGAUACUGUGAGCUUCCUCUCGACUUGGUUGAGUCCUUCGACCAGGGCUUUGCGGAGCUGCUUUCCAAUGUUCUCUACAAGCAGACGGACCUGCGUGUCGACGUCUGCAGAUCCCUGCAGAACCUGGUGGAGUCCAACCAGGCUAUCCUGUCCCUUGAGUCCGAGGGCGAUGACCUGAUCCUUCAGCGCAGAACCACCAAGGAGGCUGCGAAGAGGAACAUUGCCCACCUUGCUGGCUUUGCCAGCAACCUGUUGGCGGUCCUGUUCAACGUGUACAGCCAGACGCUUCCCCACUACAGAGGUUACAUCCUUCAAUGUAUCAAUGCCUACUUGAGCAUCACCCCGGAGAAGGAACUCAAUGAAACGUUCGAGCGUGUCACCUCUAUGCUCGAGUCUUCGGUGGUUUCAGAGCACGAAGCAGCCAAGCAAGGCAACCACCAGACCGGCUCUGGUGACAAGAUGCCGCCUACCUCCCACACCCUGAUUGAUCUGGUUAUCGCUAUGUCGAUCUACCUUCCCCGUUCGAGCUUCGUCAAUCUGUUUGCCCUUGCCGCGGCUAUCCUGAACGGACAGACCGGUGACCAGCAGCUGAUCAAGAAGGCCUACAAGCUGAUCCCCCGUCUGGCCCAGACUGAGACGGGAAGCGCUGCUCUGCGCGAGCGGAGCUCGGAGCUCCAGGCCCUGAUUCUUAGCACAGCCGACAAGACCCCGGCCUCUGCUCGUCGGGAUCGUAUGCUUGCUAUCUACGAGCUCAUCACCAACCUGCCGACUUCCGACCUGCACUUCAUCCCGUCCGUCCUUUCCGAGGUUGUCCUGGGUUGCAAGGAAAGCAACGAGAAGGCCAGAACCGCCUCGUUCGACCUCCUCAUUCAUCUCGCGAAGAGGACCUUUGACUCCGACCAGAACCCUGCAGGCACCAAGAUCCGCAACUCUCUUGUGCCUCACAUGCCCAACGACGCCCCCGACGCUCCCGCUACGAUUGAGGAGUUCUUCACCAUGGUGUCUGCGGGUCUGGCUGGUAGCUCCCCGCACAUGGUUGCCGCGUCUGUCACGGCCCUUUCUCGUCUGUUUUUCGACUUCCAGACCCAACUGCAGCCGGCCGUGCGCGCUGAUCUCGUGCAGACCGUGGAUCUUUUCCUCACCAGCAACAACCGCGAGAUUGUCCGGUCCGUGCUGGGAUUCGUGAAGGUCGCAGUUGUGGUGCUACCAGACGAGGACCUCCGGGCGCGCCUCAGCUCCCUGGUGCCCAACCUGAUGGUCUGGAGCAAGGAGCACAAGGGUCGUCUCCGCAGCAAGGUCAAGGGUAUCCUGGACCGUCUUAUGCGGCGCUUCGGUGCUGCUCCCUUGGAGGAGCUGGUCGGUGAAAACGACCGCAAGUUGGUGACCAACCUCCGGAAGAUGCGUGAGAGACGCAAGAAGAAGAGAAAGGAGGGCGAGCAGGAGGGUGACGAGGAGGACUCCGACGAGGAAGGCGCCAAGCCCGACGACAAGGGUGGCCGAACCUACAGCAACGCCUUCGACAAGGCCGUCUACGACUCCGACUUCGACUCCGACGACGAUGCCAGUGAAAUUGAUGUCGACGAGGAGGGCACCACCCACGCUCACAAGGGUCGCAAGGGCCGUAAAUCCAACCAGAGCGAGCAGUACAUCCGCGAGCUGUCCCCCGAGGACAAUCCCCUGGAUCUGCUCGGCCCCAACGCCCUGGCCAACAUCUCCACCACCAAGCCCAGCGUCCGAUUCCUCAACACCGGGCCCGGAUCCCGCAAGAAGCGUAACGCCAAGUUCGACUCCGACGGCCGUCUCAUCCUGGGCGAUGACUCCGAGGAUGUGGAUAUGUCCGCCGGUCUAGACCAGAACGGCGGGGAGAGCGGCAUCAACGCCUACGUGCAGGCUGUCAGCGGUCCUGACGCCGUCCGUCGCGGCCAACGCGGCAAGUUCCGCAUGGCCCAGGCCCAGAAGAAGAAGGGUAGCGAUGACAUGGACGUGGACGAUGACAAUGACGCCUCCGGCCCGUCCAGGAACUCCCGGCCGGGAGCCCCUGGUCGUCGCGGUCUCGGCAUGCCCAAGACCCACGGUCCUAGCGGCGGUAUCCAGAAACGCAGGGACUUCCCGGCUCGUGGAGGUCGGGGAGGCGGCGGCCGGGGAGGCAGUCGUGGAUUCGGUGGCGGUGGUGGCGGUCGAGGGUUCGGUGGCCGAGGAGGUGGUGGCCGCGGAGGAGGUGGCCGCGGAGGUGGCCGCGGAGGCAGUGGCAGUGGCCGUGGUUUUGGAAGCAGGAGAUAAAUGUUCCAGCCACUCCCACCUCUCGCAACAGCAACAAAUAACUCACAUCCAACCAACCCUAUUAGCGAACCAUCCACCCACUCAUCACCCCAACCCUAAAAGCGAAAAAUCUCAUUUGACGGCCGGAAUAGGAAGAGAAUUUACCCGAUGUUUUAUAUCUUUUUCAUUAUCUUAACGUAUGGAGUAUGAACGAAUGCUGAUUGAUUGAUUGAUUCUAAUGCUGUUGCUGUUGAUAACAUAUGUUGUAUCUGACACUGGACUCAUGACUGACUUGGCCAUCACAUCCUGGAUGUGUUUAGUUUGUUAUGUCUUCUUUUUUUUUUUGCCCUUGUGGAUUGUUUUGAAAGGUAGUAGCUGCAAAGCUCUGUUGCUACUUUUUUGUUACUUAUUUGCUUAGGUAUCUUUAUACCCUUUAUUACAUAUCGG